Messenger RNA from Porites evermanni, 12995 nucleotides. The record is from the annotation of a GenBank genome assembly. NCBI's taxonomy places the organism in Eukaryota, Metazoa, Cnidaria, Anthozoa, Scleractinia, Poritidae.
UCUUCAAGUGUUUCUCCAAAUAUAACUGUAUCAGAUAGUUUAAGCGUGGCACAUUCCAUAAGUGCAUAUGAAGGUGGCGAAAGUGGCGACGGAAGCGGUGAUGAUACCGACGACGAUUAUAAAAUGUCGCAAAGCAAAACUUCGGGGUUUAUCAGCUCAAGCGUGUCAUUGUCAACUAGUGAAUAUGUCAGUUUCUUAAUGGCCUCCAGUGUAAGGUUUUCACCAUCAGCAGGGGUACUUGUCACUGUAUCGUCUUCCAUUAGUCUUACCACGCCAUCAUCAACUAGGACGUCUUCCACUGUGUUACCUUCGUACAUUUGGGGAGAAAGUGAUGACGAUGAUGAUAAUGCUGAUUAUAGUGGUGAGGAUAGUGGUGAUGAAAGCGCUGACGGUGGAAAAGGCAAACGUGGAAAGAAAAGUGGUGAUGGCAGUGGUGGUAAAAGUGGCGAUGGCAGUGGUGAUAAGAGUGGUGAUGGCAGUGGUGAUAAGAGUGGUGAUGGCAGUGGUGGUAAAAGUGGUGAUGAAAGUGGUGACGGCAGUGGUGAUGGCAGUGGUAGUGGCAGUGGUGGUAAAAGUGGCGAUGGCAGUGGUGGUAAAAGUGGCGAUGGCGGUGGUGAUGAAAGUGGUGACGGCAGUGGUGGUAAAAGUGGUGAUUGCAGUGGUGACGAUAGCGGUGACGAAAGUGGUGAUGACAAUAAUGAUGACACACCACCGACCAAGAGUUUGUCGGUGUCAGUUAGUUCUACUGUUUCAAGUUCAACAAGUCAAUCUGUUAGUGCCUCACAAUCAGCCAGCUUCAGCGCAUCAACUUCCUCAAGUGUGUCUGUAAGUGUGUCACCGUCGACUAGUCCCAGCGUUUCGCCUUCUGCCAGUCAAUCUACAAGUAUCUUCCAGUCCAUUAGCGUGAGCAUUUCACCUUCAAUAAGUGUGUCUCCUAGUAUCUCGGACUCUGUGAGCAUCAGCCUUUCGCCUUCAACAGGUGUGUCUCCUAGUGUCUCCGACUCUGUUAGCAUCACCGUUUCGCCUUCAACAAGUGUGUCUCCUAUUGUCUCGGACUCUUUCAGCAUUAGCGUUUCACCCUCAACAAGUGUGUCUCCUAGUGUCUCGGACUCUGUGAGCAUCACCGUUUCGCCUUCAACAAGUGUGUCUCCUAGUGUCUCGGACUCUGUGAGUAUCAGCCUUUCAUCUUCAACCAGUGUGUCUCCUAGUGUCUCAAACUCUCUGAGCAUCAGCAUUUCCCCUUCACCAAGUGUGUCUCCUAGUGUCUCGGCCUCUGUGAGCAUCAGCCUUUCACCCUCAACAAGAGUGUCUCCUAGUAUCUCUGACUCUGUUAGCAUCAGCGUGUCAUCUUCAACAAGUGUGUCUCCUAGUAUCUCGGACUCUGUGAGCAUCACCAUUUCGCCUUCCACAAGUGUGUCUCCUAGUGUCUCGGACUCUGUGAGUAUCAGCCUUUCAUCUUCAACCAGUGUGUCUCCUAGUGUCUCAAACUCUCUGAGCAUCAGCAUUUCCCCUUCACCAAGUGUGUCUCCUAGUGUCUCGGCCUCUGUGAGCAUCAGCCUUUCACCCUCAACAAGAGUGUCUCCUAGUAUCUCUGACUCUGUUAGCAUCAGCGUGUCAUCUUCAACAAGUGUGUCUCCUAGUAUCUCGGACUCUGUGAGCAUCACCAUUUCGCCUUCCACAAGUGUGUCUCCUAGUGUCUCGGACUCUGUGAGUAUCAGCCUUUCAUCUUCAACCAGUGUGUCUCCUAGUGUCUCAAACUCUCUGAGCAUCAGCAUUUCCCCUUCACCAAGUGUGUCUCCUAGUGUCUCGGCCUCUGUGAGCAUCAGCCUUUCACCCUCAACAAGAGUGUCUCCUAGUAUCUCUGACUCUGUUAGCAUCAGCGUGUCAUCUUCAACAAGUGUGUCUCCUAGUAUCUCGGACUCUGUGAGCAUCACCAUUUCGCCUUCCACAAGUGUGUCUCCUAGUGUCUCGGACUCUGUGAGUAUCAGCCUUUCAUCUUCAACCAGUGUGUCUCCUAGUGUCUCAAACUCUCUGAGCAUCAGCAUUUCCCCUUCACCAAGUGUGUCUCCUAGUGUCUCGGCCUCUGUGAGCAUCAGCCUUUCACCCUCAACAAGAGUGUCUCCUAGUAUCUCUGACUCUGUUAGCAUCAGCGUGUCAUCUUCAACAAGUGUGUCUCCUAGUAUCUCGGACUCUGUGAGCAUCAGCGUUUCACCCUCAGCAAGCGUGUCUCCUAGUGUCUCGGACUCUGUGAGCAUCACCGUUUCGCCUUCAACAAGUGUGUCUCCUAGUGUCUCGGACUCUCUGAGCAUCAGCGUUUCACCUUCAACAAGUGUGUCUCCUAGUGUUUCGGACUCUUUGAGCAUCAGCGUUUCACUUACAACAAGUGUGUCUCCUAGUGUCUCGAACUCUGUCAGCCUUAGUAUUUCACCUUCAACAAGCUUGUCUAUUAGUUCCUCGGAAUCUGUAAGCAUCAGCUUUUCACCUUCAACAAGUGUGUCGCCUAGUAUCUCGGACUCUGUGAGCAUCAGCUUUUCACCUGCAACAAGCUUGUCUGGUAGUGUCUCGGACUCUGUGAGCAUCAGCGUUUCACCUUCGACAAUUUUGUCUCCUAGUGUUUCGGAUUCUGUGAGCAUUAGCGUUUCACCUUCAACAAGUGCAUCUCCUAGUGUUUCGGACUCUGUCAGCAUUAGUGUUUCACCUUCAACAAGCUUGUCUAUUAGCGUCUCCGAAUCUGCAAGCAUCAGCUUUUCACCUUCAACAAGUUUGUCCCCUAGUGUCUCGGACUCUGUUAGCAUUAGCGUCUCACCUUCAACAAGUGCAUCUCCUAGUGUUUCGGACUCUGUCAGCAUUAGUGUUUCACCUUCAACAAGCUUGUCUAUUAGUGUCUCGGACUCUGUGAACAUCAGCGUUUCCCUUUCAACAAGUUUGUCUCCUAGUGUCUCGGAUUCUGUCAGCAUCAGUACUUCACCUUCAGUAAGUGUUUCCCAUAGUAUCCCCCACUCUGUCAGCAUUAGCCUGUCAGCUUCAAGUCUUUCAGCAAGUCUGUCGCUGUCAUUCAGUAACAGCGUUUCAUCAUCAAUAAGUUACUCUGCAAGCGCCUCACAGUCAGUCAGACGCAGUGGCUCAUUUUCCACAAGUGUGACCCUGAGUGUCUCAGCUUCGGUAAGUGUUUCACAAUCUACAAGCCAAUCCAUUAGCGUCAGCGUUACACCUUCAAGAAGUGUUUCUCUUAGUAACUCAGGGUCUUUCAGUUUGAUUGUCUUACAGUCUGGAAGUCAAUCUCCAAGUGUUUCUCCUUCGUCCACUGUGUCUUUAGGUGUCUCGAACUCUUUUAGCCUCAGCGUGUCAGCUUCACCAAGUGUCUCAAGAGGUUCCUCAUUCUCUAUUAGUGUGAGCGACUCACCAUCUACACGUGUGGCCGCAAGUGUCUUAGCGUCUAUCAUUGGUGACGGAAGUGGUGACGAUAGUGGUGAUGGCAGCGGUGAUGAUAGUGGUGAUGGCAGUGGUGAUGACAGUGGUGAUGGCAGCGCUGAUGGUCGUGGCGAUGGCAACACUGAUGGCAGUGGUUAUGAUAGCGGUGAUGGCAGUGGUAAUGAUAGUGGUGAUGGCAGCGGUAGUGAUAGUGGUGAUGGAAGUGGUAAUGAUAGCGGUGAUGGCAGCGGUGAUGAUAGCGGUGAUGGCAGCGGUGAUGAUAGUGGUGAUGGAAGUGGUAAUAUUAGCGGUAAUGGCAGCGGUGAUGAUAGCGGUGAUGGAAGCGGUAAUGAUGGCGGUGAUGGAAGUGGUAAUGAUGGCGGUGAUGGAAGUGGUAAUGAUGGCGGUGAUGAUAGCGGUGAUGGCAGCGGUAAUGAUAGUGGUGAUGGAAGUGGUGAUGAUAGGGAUGAUGAUAGCGGUGAUGAUGAUACGGGUAAUGAGUCCACCAGUGGUAGUAUCUCAGCACCCACAAUUAUUUCUUCAAAUACCGGUAUGCCACUGUUUGUGCGUCCGACUGUUUCACGAAACUCGAGCGAAUCUACAAUCCAUUUGCCGUCGAUAACAGCCAGUGCCUUAUCAAGGGUGUCUUCCAGCGUCUUGCCAACUCCCAGUUUGAGUAUUCCACCGUUUUCAAGGUCAUUCGAGGGUACCUCCAAGCUUACGCCUGUAAGGCUUACACAAUUUAAAACAAGCGCACCAGCCACCAUUUCACCGUCUGUUGAUUCAAACUUUCGAGAGUAUACCACUGCAUCUCUACGCUUAUUGCAGCCCGGUCAUUCCAGCCUUUCAAAAUCGAGAGUCUCAGCUACUUUCAGCGCAAGUGUUAUACAUCCAGUAACAGGUAGAACAUUCUUUAUUCUUUGGCUAGAUUUCAUUUCUUUUACUCCACUUGUCAACCGUGCCGUAUUGUUUUGUCAGAUAGUUUCUUUGCAUCAAUCAGUAUUGAGAGGUAGUUACUCAAUUAUCACACAUCGCUAUUUUUGUUGACCUUUCAGCGAAGAUAUAAACGUAGAAUUUAAAAACCAUAAUUUGAAUCUACAUAAAACUGCACCAACGUGCAGAAAAGUGUUUGGUAACGCGUUACAGUCCAUAGAUUUAAUCAUAGCAUGAAUAGUGAUAAUUUAACCUAGUAGCGAGCAGGAAAUUUAAUUUAGUUAAUGAUAAUAAAAUUACUUCCUUUUUUCUUUUCUUUCCCAUUUUUUUACUUGAAGAAACUCCAUUUGACGACAAUCUUUAUCCUUAUGGAAAGGGGCAGAAUGAUGACGAAUUGAGUACCGAAUCAUCUUGCAGUAUCGACAACCGCUGUCACAGGAUAAGUGCAGGUCGUUUUGGAUUUCCAUUCUUCCAGGCGAGGCAUUUCAAGUUACAUGUAAGUAUCAAUGUGCAGCCUUCAUUUGCCGUCUUCGAGAACAGAAAAGUUAUAGUCCAGUUUGGCAUUUGUUUUAAAUUACUCAAUUUCAUGGUGGAUUCCGUCUUGCAAGACUGAGGAGAAGAUCAGGGAACGUUUAUUGUUUUUUCGUUAUGGGUUAUUUCCAUCCUUCAAUCGUUGAAACACAUUUUGUUUAAGGUCCAUUGGUGACUUCUAAGAAUAAAACUUUCCUAUAAAGGCAGAUUGUUGCGAUAUACCCGAUGGCUCCAAGUUUCGAAACGAGUACCGGUUCUAAGUACUAGGCUUCUACAAUUUCUUAAUUGGUUUUGGAUGGUCUUACAUCCAGGGAAGUUUAUACGUAACAUAAUAUUUAAAAAAUAUAUUUUAGAAACAAGCUGAUAACGACAGGUACUUUUUUAUAUUCCGAAAAGCGCACAGUUAUAUUUUUUUUACACACAGGCCUAUAUUGUCUGGGAGGACGAAGGCUUAAAUAGUUUCUCUGUUUGGAAAUAGACGAGCUUAUGGCUGGGUUAUUUCAGUAAAAAUUCAAAAAGUUCUUAUUCUAUCGUAGAUAUGCAUAAAUGGCAAAAUACAACUGAACGAUAGAUGGAGUGUGCGCUGGCCUCAGAAGUUUGGUCCUUUCCGAUGGUUGAGCGGUAAAGCGAUUAUCGCACCAUUCUGGGCCAGGGUUGAUGAGGAUCUUGCCUUUAAAAAUGGAAAUUCAAAGGUUUAUUAUCAAGCGUACGAACAGAGCAGUCAAGGUCAUCCUCGAAAAGAAAUGAUCCUCAGUUUGGCUUCCCAGCAUGUUCAACGUUACACCACCGAAGAAAAAUUUAAGAACUUUACAGCUACAUGGGUUCUUGUUGUUACUUGGGUCAACCUCUGUCCUUACGUUAGUUGUACAGAGCUGUUGUGUCCCUGGGUAAGCCUAUAAUUCUGUUUUAUUUUUUUACCUUUUGAAAAUGGUAUUUCUGGCAGAAAAGCAUUGCAGAACAGGCAGAAAUAGCUAUUUUCCUAUUUUUUGGUCUCCGGUAUCUACUCUCUUGUGUGUGUCUUUCUGACUGGUGUCGGAAAUAUUUGGAUUUAGAAAAUAAGGCGCACAUACAACUGGUUUGUUGUAAUAUGAGCCGAGUUUUUACCACGGUCAUGGGGGAUUUUCUUCUUUGUUUCUGCGGGCUGAUUUUGAACAGUCGUUUCGUUGCCUACAAUGCUGUUCAUCUGGAAGCAUAACCUUGAUUGGAAGUUCGUGGUCUAUGGUUUUUUUUGCCUUUUAUUAUGAUUCUUACAGGUUUAUUAUACUAAUCUGUAAAUAAAUAAAUAAAUACAUUGAAUCCCAUUUGGCCCAAAAGUGUUACAUUAGUAAAGAAAUUUGACCUCACGUUUAUUGCUAUUAAUAAAUGUUAUUUUGAUAGGUGAUUAUUAACUUUUCGAAAAGUAAGAGGAUCGAAGUUAACAUAGCCUGCGCGCAGACGAAAUUAUACUCUGGUUAACUCCGUCUACGAAACAGCGCCGAAAUCCUUGUUCUGGACUUCCAGCUGUGUACCCAGAUUUGACUACGCGCGACGAUUGGCCAGUUAAAAAAGGCCUUCGUUUUGUUUGUCGUGAUCGCCAAUCAGGUUGAAGGGAAAUUCGAAACGCACUUCCGGUAAUUCGUUGAGUCCGUUGGGGGUUCAGAACAAGGAUCUCUGCGCUGCUUCGCAGACGGUACUAAUCAGAGUUUAGUUAUCGUCUGCACGCAGGCUAAGUUAACAGAGCUUUAAAAGAAAUGGAACUGAAAACCUAGCUGGACUAAAGACAACACAUUAGCCAGUCAAUCUUAACACUUGCUAGUUUUACAGGUCUACCUUUAAAUGCAACAGCAAGUUCUGGAAUCUGAUUGAACUCUUUUUUUAACAGACUAACACUUUUCAAGCGGUCAUCAUCACCAACUGGUUUAAUACCUUCUUAAUGUACAACUAUCCCUCUGGAGGAAUCCAGUGGACGGUUCCAGCUCCGCCGUAAGUGUUUUUUGAAACAAUUUUUGCAAGGAUAACAUUUUGGGAAGGAAAUCCGUCAUUUAGCGGCGAUUUCAUUUUAAUCCUAAACGAAGGCUUUUUCAUCUCUCUUCGCUUUUCGCUUUUUCAAAGGCAUCGAUGAAUGCUUUGUAACGGAUAAAACUAUUCUGUGUUUCAAAAUAGUAUUGUAACGAUUUGAAUUUCACAUACUAACAUUUUCAUCAGAGCCUUGCUCUUUUUAUUAUUUCCAUGAGAUGGUAGUGGAACACUAAGGAUACUCUAUAGAUGAUACUCUUUUGACAUCAUUUUACCAAUUCUUGGAUUGUUGCACGUAUUUUCUGCAGAUCCGAAUAUGAUUACUGGACAGGCGCGUAUGGUCUCCCAGUAGCAGGCUGGAUCGCAAGAGACAGCGAGAAGCUGAACAUGGAAGGGUAAGAUUCAAAUCUUGUGAUCAUUUCCAUUCACAAGAAUAUUAUAUAUUGAGAUAUGAGUAUUAACAAGCACUGUUACUGUUGUUUAAUACAGCUCAGGUACUGUGCUUGGAAUGUACAACCUCGACAAAAGGAAAGGAAACACGGAUUUGUUUGGAAGACAUUUUUGGAGAAUAGAGAAUAGAGAACAAAAGGAUGAAACUGAAAAGUGCUUUAGUUGGGUUUCUCUCCAACAUGACAUGGACGUUAGAUUCUGGUAUAAUGGAGCCAUUGAUGCAGAUCAGCGUAUGGCGUGUCCCUGUACCCUAUUUCAAGCAUUUCUGGACAGGGGACGAUUCGUUCGGGACUGGAACUAUCCUUGGCCGAAUGUGUGCUUUAGGUCCAGAAUCUCUAAAUACUUCCCUUAUGACGAUGGCGACCUUGACGAUUUAGUUGGCCUUAGGACGAGCAAGCUGUGUUGCUACUCUGCGAUGAGGGACGACUUUGGCUCUCUUAAAAUUGGACCUCCAGACGGAAGCAGGGUCAUAGCUGAUCCAAUUUAUCUGUAUUACAAUGGGAGCAAUGACUAUAGAGCAUUUUAUGCUGACAGUCAAGCUUAUAAAUUUUGCUGCGUUGACACAAAGUUUUGUGAUCUGUUUUACCUUUAUCGACCAACCGAUGACUGCAGUUUUUAUAGAUCGCCACAGAGACGUAAGAGACUGUUCUUGUUUUUUAUUGUUUAACACAAGAAGGAUCACCGGGCUAGACUAGAUUUAGUUUUUAUGUGAUUGCUAAAUGAGCAUUAAAUCAUUCAGCACAUUUAUAUUAAAAAUCUAAUAUACUUGUAACUAUUUCUCCCGCAGUUGUGGUCUUUGGUCAUUGAAUUGACGAGUGGUCAUUGAACUACUCGUGUGGUUAUCGAAGCCUGUGGUGUGUUUAUUGGGCUAUUGUUUGGUUAUUGAACUACUGUUGGUAAACAUGGCUUUCUUGGCAAAUGUACCUUUUUAGGUUACUCAUUUCAGAUUUCAAGACAUGAGCUUUUCCCCCUUUUAUAUUCAUAACUUCGUUGUGCAGAAUUUUCAAUAGUGUUUUAAUAACCGAAACAAAAUAAAACCGGUAACAGCAAGUAUACAACGAUUUUUUUCAAUUAUUGAUCGUACAAUUGCUUUAAAAGUUUAUCUUUGAAUUUUAAUUGUGUUGUAGGUUGGUUUUGGGGUGAUCCUCAUUUUAGAACUUUGGACGGUCGGAAUUACACCUUCAAUGGCCUUGGUGAAUAUGUGAUGAUCGAUGCACAAAGUGGAACAUUUCAACUACAAGCCAGGACAGGCCUUGCACAAGGAAAUUCAACAACUGCAACAAUUUUUAGUGCUGCAGCGGCUAAAGAAAAAGAAACUUGGACCGUUGAAGUUAAAGUAAAGAGAGGAGGUAACAACUUAGUUUGGACUGGUAAAAUAGGCAGAACCGUUUAGCCUAAGAAAAUAGCCAACAUUUCGCGACACCACAUUGUUUUUUCUCCACGAAAGGGUGUCUGACGAAUGAAUGCAGAAAUUCCAUACUGUUGAGGUUCACUACCCAGGUUUGGGUAGUGAUUCUGAUUGGUUGAAGCAAAUUUCCUUCAAGGCACGAUCAAUCAGAAACACUACCCAGAUCUAGGUAGUGACACGUCAUCAGUAUGGAAUUUUUGCAAUCGUCCUUCGGUCGUUAUUUCGAGGGAAACCAGUGGUGGGGUCACGAAAUGUCUUCUCUUUUCUCAGAUUAGAAACAGGUAGACAAUAUUGUCUUGACAACUUGUAUAACACCACAUUGUGUCAAGUAACGAACAAACAAAUUAUUAAAUUUACCAGAAUCAAGGUCAAAUUUCUUUUUUGUCCACGAUGACGCAAAGGGCAACAAGACAACAAUCACUCUACCAUCCAUGCUGGCAAAAUCUACGUAUAUGAAAUGUGAACAACUUGACAGCAAUUGAAGGAACAGUGUUUUAGACCCAUCUCUUUCCUUGUGAACCAUUCUCCUCGAAGUGGUGUUAAUUGCUUGCCAAACACUGAAUGAUUCACUUACACAGUUUUUAUCUUCAGGUGGGAUGAAUAUACGUUUUGGACAAAAAAUGUACAACAACUACGAAAGCCUGACAGACCAAACUGUAGACGUUGGUGGAAACAUCUCUGUCUCCAAACCGGAGGAAAACUGUAUGGAAGUUUAUUUCCCUUCAACUACUUCCGUGUUGUUCUGUGAAAAAAAGGGAAUGCUGUCCAUAGUCGUAACACUCACGAACGAUUACAAAAAUGCUACCAAAGGGCUGUUGGGAACUUGGAACGAAAACCCCGAUGACGACUACACAUUACCUGAUGGGACAACAUUGUCUCCCACUUUAUCCUCAAGAGAGAUUCACUUUGGAUUUGGCCUUAAGUGUAAGUAUUGUGUAAAGAAAUGCAGUGUUUAUCAUAAGUCGUCUUACGUUGUUCAACUGAAAUUUGGACUCUACUACUAGGCAAUUCAUUUACAUGUAGCACUGAGGUUGUCUGUGAUAUCAGGAAAUUGUUGUCGUUAAGAGGUGUGUUCUCUUAGGUUCGCUGGCGUGCUGGUUUUCUCUUCCUGGUUUCUCCUUAGCGCAGACAUUCCCCCCUCCGAAAUCGUACCUUCAGUAUCUUUGUCGGGUUUUUUGAAGAAACAAACUUUUGUUUGCUGAAAUUAACCAAUUAGUUAAGAUGGCAAAAAUGCAUCAUCAUGUACCUGUAUGUAGAAGAAUUCUUAGGUUAUUUAACGCAUUUUUUCAGGGCAAAUCAACCAAACACAAUCUUUGUUCACUUACGCUCAAAAUGAAAGCGUGGAGACCUUUGCAAAGUCUGAUUUCACACCCAUGUUCGUGGAAGAUAUCACGUGGUAUAACAACAGUGUGAGGGAAUUGGCUGAGGCCCAGUGCGGAAAUGAUAUUGAGUGCCUGUUUGAUGCUGCAGCUACGAAUGACGUGUCCAUUGGAAUAGUAACCAAAGACAUAAAUAUUCAGUUAGUGAACGAGUCAAAUACUCUUGGUAAGUUAUUGAAAAUGUGAAAGAACAACGACAACAACCCUAACAUAAACUUUAUCAUAAACUUUAUUUAUACUCGAAUUUUAGAGUAGCUAACAAGCUAAUAUCUUCGAGCUGACACUACAUGAAAAUAAUAUAAAAAUAUAUGUCUACAUUAAAUGCAUUAUAAGUAAUAAUAAUAAAAUAAUAUUGAUAAUAAAAACAGAGGCUUAAUAAUAUUAUUAAUAAUAAUAACAGAGGCUUAUAAUAAUAACCAGAGGCUUUCAUCAAGUCUAUUGGCAGCAACCAUAACAGUUUUUCAGGAAAGUCUCUGAAUUAGGAAGUAAGUUUGAUUGGCUGUAGCAUAUUCUAGGAGGGACAAAUAACUUUUCGAGUAAACACUGUCCACUUGUCCACUGUUCCUUUCGUCUACACUUUAACACUCUAUAAGGACAAACUCUCUCGAAUCAGCUGUGUAUUGGUGUUUUCUUUGCUUUUUUUAUUACAAUUGUCUGUUUUUGUUUUGUAAUUUUUUUUUGUGUGUGUGCAUGUGUGUUUCCAGUUAGUAUUUUGACCUUAUAUCUAGAAUACUAUUAUAACUGGUAUCCCGUGUUAUCGUUGUUUUCCCUCAGACAAUUUUCCGCCCAAGAUAGUUAAUGCUCCAAGUGAAAUCAAUGCAACACUUCACGAAACCGUACACCUGAACGUCACAGCCGAAGACAACGACACCAUUAGCUUUCAUAUCAUCAACCGUCCAGCAGGUGCCACUGUCAAGCAAAUUGGAAACGUACUCUAUUUUACUUGGCAUGUUACAUCUUCACAAAAGGUAGCCGGUCAGAGAAAAAUUUCUAUCACUGCUAAAAACUAGCACUUUUUGAUUGGAGUCCUAGACAAAUGCUUACUGUUUGAAGAUCAAUAGAAGACAUAUAAUAUACCUAUUUAAAGAGUGAAUAGAACAUAACUCAAAACAUGGGUUGAACAAGUGUUUCACGGUACGUCAUAUCCUCGUGAGUUGUGUAAAGAAUUUGUCUCAUCCUCCCUAAUUGACCGACUAAUAACACAUUUAAUAAUACUAACACUUUUAACGAAAGAUUGGACGGUAAAUAACACAUUGUAUAAUGCAAAAAAAGAAAACGCAAACUAAGGAAUCAGGGGCGAAGAUGAUAAAUGCGGCAUUCCCCCUCUAAUUUAGAUCCUCCUGUAAAUUAGGAUGCAGACGCGGUAUUAACCAUCUUUAACCCUUGUUUAGUAAUCUAAUCUCUUUUUGUGCAUAUGUUUUAAUUUCGUGUGAGUGGCCACGCAUCUAAACGGACAAAAUGCAUCAAUGAAACAGAAGUGUCUUAAAUAAUAUCGAAGGAGAAAUUUUAAAUGAGGGUUAUUAUUAUGGUUUCCUUAAUUUGCCUUUCAGUUUAAUUUGUCAUUCGUUGCUGCUGAUGAAAAGGUGGCGAGCACGACAUGGAGUCCAACUAUUAAAAUGUGUGCCUGCAAGCACAGUGGACUCUGUGUGGAGCCAGAAGAGGGUGAUACGGCCAACUCAGACAUCAAAUUUAUUUACAUGGGAUGCGCAUGUCAGGGAGGAUACACGGGAAGAUUCUGUGAUAGCGAAAUUGACGCCUGCGAGUUCAAUGGUCAGCCGUGUUACGCAGGCGUAGCGUGCACUGAUCUUCCCCCGCCGGCCAAUGUCAGUGGAUACACGUGUGGACCGUGUCCAACUGGUUACACUGGAAAUGGAGCGCAGUGUGUUGGUGGGUGUAGCAAUUGAAUGAUUAACUAGAUAUCUUUUUAAGUUCGUAAAGUAGUAUCAGUGUCCGACCGUAUCGCGAUUAUCGGAAUAACAAGUUCCAUGAAAAUAAACCAAAAAUAGACAAAACAGGAGAGGAGCAUGUUUCUUGAAAAUUAAAGGUUAGCAUCGAGAAACAGUUUAGUUUUUAACUUAUUAACAUUACUGAACUUUUCCCAGACGUCAAUGAGUGUCAGAGCAUUCAAAACAACAUUUGCGAACAGCAAUGCAUAAACAUACCGGGAUCAUUCUAUUGUGGCUGUCGUGAUGGGUACAACAUUAAUGCUGAUGGCUACAGUUGCGAAGGUGAGUAAUUUAAUUUUUGAACGUGCAAUUAAUAUUGAACCUGUCGAUUCAGAAAUCUUUCAUGUUUCUAACAAAUCCACUGAAUCGAAGUCAGCUGGGCAUCCAGUUCACAAAUGAACUCAAGCAAACAGACAAAAAUGAAGUUACCUGACAAACAGACGAUUCAACUAAAAAUAACGACCGUUAUUAAUAAGAAAAAGACAGAUUUAAACACACCACUUACAUUAAAUGUUUUCAUAUCCAAUAACAUCAGGGCUUUUAAGCCCUAAUGACCAGUAACAACGCGAGUUUAUUGACCAAUCAGGUCAAUAACCACAGUUUAAUACAAUCAACUGACAAGAUACAACUUACAUUACUAUGACUUUGAAGUAGACUACCGCAAAAGUUUUCGAAACGUGAUCAAACACUCAGCAACAGUACUAUUUAGGAUUACACCCACCUGGAAGACUAUAUUUGAUAUACCCCCUUUUACUUAGUUUGUCAUUGAUUAUUCAAUUAUGCACAGAUAUCAAUGAAUGCAAGCCUUUAAUUGCCAACUGCACGCAACAGUGCAUCAAUACUCCAGGAAGCUAUAAUUGUUCAUGCGACCAGUAUUUUACAACAGAUCCAUCUGACUGGACGAACUGCGUAGGUAGGUCUGAUUUAUCUGGCACUUUCUGA